This is a messenger RNA of Zygotorulaspora mrakii, 2247 nucleotides long. It is a transcript of the gene POX1, whose product is annotated as acyl-CoA oxidase. Gene Ontology annotation, biological process: fatty acid beta-oxidation using acyl-CoA oxidase; lipid homeostasis. Gene Ontology annotation, cellular component: peroxisome. The transcript has a single exon. The record is from RefSeq and is a predicted model, not a curated record. Bases 1 to 2247 code for a protein of 748 amino acids. Gene Ontology annotation, molecular function: fatty acid binding; acyl-CoA oxidase activity; FAD binding. Lineage: Eukaryota; Fungi; Ascomycota; Saccharomycetes; Saccharomycetales; Saccharomycetaceae.
AUGACACGAAGUUUCACUAUUGACAAUGAUUCAAAAGUAUUGAAUCCACAAAAAUUUAUUCAAAAAGAGCGUGCACAAUCCAAGUUGAGAAUUGAUCAGAUCAACACGUUCUUGGAGAAUACACCUCAGAGACGUGAUUUGACACACAGCUUGAUCGAAGAGAUAUGUAAUGACCCGGUAUUGAAGACUGACACGGAUUAUUACGAUCAAACCAAGAGUCAGCAGCGGCUAGAGACAGCGAAGAAAAUCGCGAGACUAUCUUUGUAUAUGGAACACGACAUUAAAACGAUUAGAAAUCAAUUUAAGGGGACAGACUUGAUCAAAGAACUUCAAAAUGAUACUGAACAUAAAUUACCGAGCUUAUGUAAUGAGGAUCUCUCUAUAUUUGACAAAAGACUUUCUUUGGUAGCUAAUAUUGAUCCGCAAUUGGGGACAAGGGUGGGUGUUCAUCUGGGUUUGUUUGGCAAUUGCAUUAAGGGUAAUGGAACAGACGAACAAAUUCACUAUUGGUUGCAAGAACGCGGUGCCCUUUUCAUAAAGGGUAUAUAUGGAUGUUUUGCAAUGACUGAGUUGGGACAUGGCUCGAAUGUUGCUGAAUUACAAACAAGAGCCACUUAUAAUCCCAAAAGUGACACGUUUUCAAUCGAUACUCCUGACUUAACGGCAACAAAAUGGUGGAUCGGUGGUGCUGCCCAUUCAGCUACUCACUCAACAGUGUACGCAAGGUUGAUCGUUGAAGCUAAGGAUUAUGGUGUCAAGACAUUUGUCGUCCCACUAAGAGAUCCCGCGACGUUUCAAUUACUACCUGGAGUUUCCAUAGGUGACAUUGGUGCCAAGAUGGGGCGUGAUGGUAUUGAUAAUGGAUGGAUUCAAUUCAGAAAUGUCGUUAUUCCAAGAGAAUUCAUGUUGAGUAGGUUUACAAAAGUAUUGAGAGCCAGAGACGGUUGCAUAAGUGUUAAGACGGAGCCGCAAUUAGAUUCAAUCUCAGGUUAUAGUGCCCUCUUAAACGGUAGAGUUAACAUGGUAAUGGAUUCAUUCAGGUUUGGAGCAAAGUUUGUGACAAUUGCUACUCGUUACGCUGUGGGAAGACAGCAAUUUGCUGCCAAGAAAGGACAACAGGAAUCGCAACUGAUGGAUUACCCGUUGCAUCAAUACCGCGUUUUACCACAAAUUUCUAUUGCGUAUAUGAUUUCCCCUGCGGCAUUUAAGUUAAUGGACAAUUAUUACACUACAUUGAACGAAUUAUAUAAAGUUUCGUCAAGUGACAAAUCAGCAUUGAUGAGAGUCAGUCAAAAAUUGAAAAAUUUAUUCAUCGACAGUGCGAGCUUGAAGGCAACCAACACUUGGUUAGUGGCGCAAUUAAUCGAUGAAUUGAGACAAAGUUGUGGUGGUCACGGUUAUUCGCAGUAUAAUGCCUUUGGUAAAGGUUAUAACGAUUGGGUUGUUCAAUGUACAUGGGAGGGUGAUAAUAGUAUUUUAUCACUCACUUCGGCAAAAUCUAUUUUAAAAAAAUUCGUUGAAGCUGGUACUCGAGGCAAGUUUGAUAGAGAACUAGACACCGAAUCAUUCAGUUAUUUGAAGCCAAGUUUUCUCCGUAACGUAAUAAUGGGAGGUGAAGAAGCAGAGUUGAACAAAAUCGAGGACUAUUAUCUUGUCUGGGCCAUUGCCCUCGUCAAAUUACUGAAUCACACUGCAAGAUUGAUUGAAAAGACUAAAAAAAUUGACGGUGUUUCAAAACUACUGAUUCUAAUAUCCAAAUUCCAUGCAUUGCAUUCAAUGUUGAAAGCAUACCAUGACAAGUUGAAUUCAGAUUCGGAAUCCUAUAUUACUGACGAAAAUACGAGAAGUGUUAUGUGGGAUAUCUACAAACUGUUCUCCUUGUAUUUCAUUGAUAAGCAUUCCGGUGAAUUCCAACAAUUUAAAAUUUUUGAACCAGAUCAAAUUUCACAAGAUGUCCAACCACAGCUAUUACAAAUUCUACCAAAACUGAGAAAUCAUUGUAUAGCAUUAACAGAUUCCUUCAAAUUUCCUGAUUCGAUGCUGAAUGCGCCAAUAGGUUACUAUGAUGGAGACAUCUACAACAAUUACUAUAACGAAGUGAUCAAAAACAAUCCAGUUGAGUCUGAUGGGGCGGGGAGACCAGUUUAUCAUGAGCUGCUAAGCUCCAUGUUGAAAAGAGGAUUUGAAUUUGAUGAAAGACUGGGUGGGGCUGCUAAAUCCGAGAUCCUUGCAAGGUUGGCUAAGUAA